Paramecium octaurelia is the source of this 1011-nucleotide messenger RNA. The record is from the annotation of a GenBank genome assembly. NCBI's taxonomy places the organism in Eukaryota, Ciliophora, Oligohymenophorea, Peniculida, Parameciidae.
AUGGGAGAAUAAAUUUCCAAAGACUCUUGCAACUGUGCUGAUUCGCCUUAAUAUUUAAAUACUAACAAUUAUGAUAAUAUCAUAAAUCACUAAUAAGCCAUUUCUCACUUCGAUAUUAUAAAUACAACUCUGAAUGAUUAACUAACAGAAAAAAAGCAUCCAUAGUCAUAUCAAGCAGAUCUUUAACAAACUAACAAGAUAUCGCCCUUUUAACACCAGGAACAAUAUAGGAAAACGCCAACCUUGAUUUUAAGAGUUAUCGCUUCUGCCACCUUGGAUGAAAAUUAAAUUUUUGAGUUUCAACCGAAUCAUUAAUCUAAUGUUAUUUAUUUUGGUUGUAAAUACAAGAACAACAGAGGAGGUUAUAAAAUUAAUGAUUUUAAAAUCCCUUCUAUAGAUAACAAAUUGAAUAAAAAGAAUAGAGGAUAGCAUUUUUAUAUUAAAUAUGAUUAUCAAAACUAAAACUUUAGAAUUAAGGACUUAGGAAUUGGAUUCGGCUGUUUUUUCAAGGCAAGUGAAAUUCAAUUAUAAAACAAUACGCUAAUAACAAUGGGAUCAAUGUAUUUUACAACAUAAAUAUGUUAUGGGUAAGAUUUAUUAAGGUUGCCUUCCUUUAAUAAUUUAUAUGACGUAAAGGAAUUCAUUGUUAGUGGCUACCCUUGCGAUAGAUAAUAAUUCUUAUCUUUAGAUAGAGAUUAAUGGUACCUUAGAAUUUAGCUCUAUGGUGGUACUGCAAAGGACGAUGUUUACAUUCUAAGCUCCAAAAAUUACUUACCAGUUACAAUAGGAAGAAAUAUUGAUUGUUUGAUUAGAUACUAUGACGAUGUUCUUUUAUCAAAGUAUUAGUGCACAAUACUUUUCGAUGGCCAAUGGAAAAUAAUUGAUGGAAUUGAAGGGAAAUCGUCAACAAAUGGGACCUGGCUGUAUUUAAAAGACGAAUAAAUAUUAAAAGAAAAUAUGCUGUUAAAAACUAAUAAUACCAUCAUGGAAGUGAACUUUAAAUUAGAUUGA